UGCCACUCUCCAUUCCAUUAAACCUUUCCACCAACUCCAUCUGAACAAUUGCACAGGAUCUGCUCUGCCACAAACCCAAUUCCUAUAGAGAGAGAGCACCAUAAACAUACAAAACAAAGAAGGAACAAAAUGCCUGGUGAAGUUGAAGAUGUGGAAAACAGAGGAGUGAAAGACAGAGCAAGUCAGAGCUACUCGUCGUCUUCUUAUGUGAUAGAGGACUCAGAGGCCCAAUGGACUUCUUGGUUGGUCCCCAUGGUCGUUGUGGCUAACGUUGGUGUGUUCCUUGUGGUCAUGUUUGUGAACAAUUGUCCAAAGCACAAUUCUCGGAUUGAGGGCAAGUGCGAGGCAAGGUUUCUUGGGAGGUUCUCGUUUCAACCUUUGAAGGAGAACCCUCUCUUCGGCCCUUCUUCUUCCACAUUAGAGAAGAUGGGUGCUUUAGAUUGGGCCAAAGUUGUGCAUAAGCAUCAGGGAUGGAGGCUUUUCACUUGUAUUUGGUUGCAUGCUGGCGCAAUCCACCUGGUUGCUAACAUGCUGAGCCUGGUGUUCAUUGGCAUUCGUAUAGAACAGCAAUUUGGUUUUGUGCGAGUUGGAAUUAUAUACAUGUUGUCUGGAUUUGGAGGGAGCAUACUUUCGUCCCUUUUCAUUCGAAAGAACAUCUCUGUUGGUGCCUCUGGUGCUCUUUUUGGGCUUCUUGGAGCAAUGCUUUCAGAACUAAUUACCAAUUGGACUAUUUAUACCAAUAAGGUUGCAGCCCUCCUCACCCUUUUGGUCAUUAUUGCCAUUAACCUUGGCAUUGGAAUUUUGCCACAUGUUGAUAAUUUUGCCCACAUUGGUGGGUUUCUUACUGGUUUCCUCAUCGGCUUUGUCUUGAUGCCCCGUCCUCGGUUUGGGUGGUUGGAGCAACCAAAUAUUCCUGCUCGUGUCAAUGUCAAGUCCAAAUACAAGGCUUACCAAUAUAUGCUAUGGCUUCUUUCUCUUGUUCUGCUGAUUGUUGGGUUUACAGUUGCAUUGGUGAUGCUCUUCCGCGGAGAGAAUGGGAAUGACCAUUGUCGUUGGUGUCACUACCUCAGCUGUGUCCCUACAUCUAGAUGGCAUUGUGAAGAAAAUUAACACUCAAAGCAGACACUUCAAAUUUUAAAAAAAAUAGAAGGGAUAUGUUCUUUUUCUACUAUGUUAAUGUUUAGUUGUUUUACAAACUGGUUUGCUCUACCUGUUACUGUAUAGGCAAUUGCUGUAUUGUUACUGGGUUUUGGAAUGCUCAAAUUUUUGCAUGUUUGA
Prunus avium (sweet cherry) is the source of this 1278-nucleotide messenger RNA. RefSeq names its product RHOMBOID-like protein 2. NCBI's taxonomy places the organism in Eukaryota, Viridiplantae, Streptophyta, Magnoliopsida, Rosales, Rosaceae. Gene Ontology annotation, biological process: proteolysis. Gene Ontology annotation, cellular component: membrane. Gene Ontology annotation, molecular function: serine-type endopeptidase activity. The record is from RefSeq and is a predicted model, not a curated record.